AGAGGGCGCCUCGCUCUCUCACCCAGGCUGGAGUGCAGUGGCAGGAUCUUGGCUCACUGCAACCUCUGCCUCACAGGUUCAAGCGAUUUUCCUGCCUCAGCCUCCAGAGUAGCUGGGAUUACAGGCGCACGCCACCACACCUGGCUAAUUUUUGUAUUUUUAGUAAAGACGGGGUUUCUCCAUUUUGGUUAGGCUGGUCUCGAACUCCUGACCUCGUGAUCCGCCCGCCUCGGCCUCCCAAAGUGCUGGGAUUACAGGCGUGAGCCACCGUGCCCGGCCAGGAGGUCACUUUAAGGAGGGCUGUCCAACUGCAAGGACGCUGUAAGCAGGAAGUGAAACCACAGCGCUUCAAAAAAAGAGGGAGACUGGGACAAGCGUAUCUAAGAGGCUGAGCAUGAAUCCACAGAUCAGAAAUCCGAUGGAGCGGAUGUAUCGACGCACAUUCUACUACAACUUUGAAAACAAACCCAUCCUCUGUGGUCGGAGCUACACCUGGCUGUGCUACGAAGUGAAAAUAAGGAAGGACCCCUCAAAGCUCCCUUGGGACAAAGGGGUCUUUCGAGGCCAGGUACUACCCAAAUUUCAAUCGAAUCACAGGCAGGAGGUGUAUUUCCAGCUUGAGAACCACGCAGAAAUGUGCUUCCUCUCUUGGUUCUGUGGCAACCAACUGCCUGCUAACAGGCGCUUCCAGAUCACCUGGUUUGUAUCAUGGAACCCCUGCCUGCCCUGUGUGGCGAAGGUGACCGAAUUCUUGGCUGAGCACCCCAAUGUCACCCUGACCAUCUCUGCCGCCCGCCUCUACUACUACCGGGGUAGAGAUUGGCGGAGGGCGCUCCGCAGGCUGCAUAAGGCAGGGGCCCGUGUGAAGAUCAUGGACUAUGAAGACUUUGCAUACUGCUGGGAAAACUUUGUGUGCAAUGAAGGUCAGCCAUUCAAGCCUUGGUACAAAUUCAAUGACAAUUAUGCAUUCCUGCACCACCGGCUAAAUGAGAUUCUCAGAAACCCGAUGGAGGUAACGUAUCCACACAUAUUCUACUUCCACUUUGAAAACCUACGGAAAGCCUAUGGUCGGAACGAAACCUGGCUGUGCUUCACCAUGAAAGUUAUAAAGUGGCCCUCACGUGUCUCCUGGAAGAGUGGCGUCUUCCGAAACCAGGUGGAUCCUGAGACCCAUUGUCAUGCAGAAAUGUGCUUCCUCUCUUGGUUCUGUGACGACAUACUGACUCCUAACAAAAACUACGAGGUCACCUGGUACACAUCUUGGAGCCCUUGCCCAGAGUGUGCAGGGGAGGUGGCGGAGUUCCUGGCCAGGCACAGCAACGUGAAUCUCACCAUCUUCACCGCCCGCCUCUACUACUUCUGGAAUACAGAUUACCAGGAGGGGCUCCGCAGCCUGAGUGAGGAAGGGGCCUCCGUGGAGAUCAUGGAGUACAAACACUUUAAAUAUUGUUGGGAAAACUUUGUGUACAAUGAUGAUGAGCCAUUCAAGCCUUGGAAGGGACUAAAAACCAACUUUCGAUUUCUGGAAAGAAAGCUAUGGGAGAUUAUCAAGUGAGGGGUCUCCCCGAGCCUCAUGGUCUGUCUCCUCUAGCCUCCUGCUCAUGCUCUGCGGGCCUCCCCUCCACCCUGGAUCAGCUGUGCUUUUACCUGGUCAUCCUGAGCACCCCCGGCCUCAGGGCCAUUCCAUAGUGCUCCCCUGCCUCACUGCCUCCUCCCGGCUCUCCCAGGCUCUUCUUGCAGAGGCCCUCCAUCCACCUCCCCAGUCCUGUUCCCCCAGCCUGGGUGCCCCUAACCUGACUCUUCCCAUCUCCCCAGCAUAACCAAAUCUUUUUUUUUUUUUUUUUUGAGACGAAGUUUUGCUCUGUCGCCCAGACUGGAGUGCAAUGGUUGGAUCUCAGCUCACUGCAAAGUCCGCCUACCGGGUUCAAGUGAUUCUCCUGUCUCAGCCUCUGAGUAGCUGGGAUUACAGAUGCCUGCCACCACGCCCAGCUAAUUUUUUUUUUUUUUUGUAUUUUUAGUAGUGACUGGGUUUCACCAUGUUGGACAGGCUGGUCUUGAACUCCUGACCUCGGGUGAUCUGCCCAUCUCUGCCUCCCAAACUGCUGGGAUUACAGGCGUGAACCACCCUGCCUGGCUGCAUAACCAAAUCUUAUUAAACUCAAUCUAGUCUUGGCCGCGGUGACUCACGCCAUUGGGAGGCAGAGGUGAGAGAAUUGCUUGAGCUCAGGAAUUUGAGACCAGCCUGGGUGACAUGACAAAGCCCCAUCUCUACAAAAAAAAAUACAGAAAAAAAAAUAGCCAGAUGUGGUGGCAUGCACCUGUAGUUUAAGCUACUUGGGAGGAUGAAGUGGAAGGAUUGCUUGAGCUGGGGAGGUGGAGGCUGCAGUGAACUGAGAUCACACCACAGAACUCCAGUCUGAGCAACAGAUCGAGACCCUGCCUGAAAAUAAAUCAAUAAAUAAACUCAACCUAAAUGGA
Messenger RNA from Nomascus leucogenys (northern white-cheeked gibbon), 2478 nucleotides. It is a transcript of the gene APOBEC3D, whose product is annotated as apolipoprotein B mRNA editing enzyme catalytic subunit 3D. NCBI's taxonomy places the organism in Eukaryota, Metazoa, Chordata, Mammalia, Primates, Hylobatidae. Gene Ontology annotation, molecular function: cytidine deaminase activity; RNA binding; zinc ion binding. Gene Ontology annotation, biological process: DNA cytosine deamination; defense response to virus; cytidine to uridine editing. Gene Ontology annotation, cellular component: cytoplasm; nucleus; P-body. The record is from RefSeq and is a predicted model, not a curated record.